UUGAGGAAAUCACAGCCCCCGCGGUUGAAACCCACGCAGAGAGCUUCGGAGCACGCUGCAUUCGACCAACCAAUAAGCUUUCAUUACGAGGCGCGCGGAUGGCCGGAAAAUCAGGGACGACACCGGCGACGUAUUCUCCGUUUCCAUCGCAGAGGGUGAAGAAACCGUCCGCUCUCACCGGCGACGAUUGGGUGCGCCCCGACGGCCGCCACUUCUACAGGUGUCGCGAUGCAUUGCUAAACACUGGUGCAGUGAAAGCAGCAUCAGGAUCUGCUUAUGCUGAAUUUGGAAAUACUAAGGUCAUUGUUUCAGUGUUUGGGCCAAGGGAGAGUAAGAAAGCAAUGAUGUACAGUGAUACAGGCCGGUUGAAUUGUAAUGUUACUUAUACAACUUUUGCCACUCCUGUUCGUGGGCAGAUGUCAGAGAAUAAGGAGCUCUCCUCAAUGCUGCAUAAAGCUUUGGAGGGUGCCAUAAUUCUAGAUUCAUUUCCAAAGACCACUGUAGAUGUUUUUGCUUUGGUUUUGGAAUCUGGUGGCAGUGAUCUUCCUGUAAUUAUAUCAUGUGCUAGUCUAGCUCUAGCAGAUGCAGGGAUUUUGUUGUAUGAUUUGGUGGCAGCAGUUUCUGUGUCAUGUGUGGGGAAGAACCUCAUCAUAGACCCCAUAUCAGAAGAGGAAAGCUUCCAAGAUGGCAGCUUAAUGAUAGCAUGUAUGGCUUUGCGUAAGGAGGUCACCCAGUUGACUAUCACCGGAGAGUGGUCCACGCCAAAGAUUAAUGAAGCAAUGGAGCUGUGUAUUGAUGCUUGUUCGAAACUGGGGAAUAACAUGAGAGCUUGUUUGAAAAGUGUUGUUUCCGACUCCAAGGAAUAGGAAGAGGAAGGAACGGGGGCGUAAAAGUAUGUACUGUUUUCUUUCUUCCCCCUUAUGCCUACUAAAUUUUGCUACUAAGUAUUUUUCGGCCGGCUUUUUGUUUUAUCUGAUGGUGUUAAUAAAAGAUAUUUUCGGAUAAUUGAGAUUAUUUUGAUACCCCAAUUUUGAAAAACAUUGAUUUAGGAUCCAGUAUUUUGUCCUUACAUCUGGGACUUGGAGUGGGAGGGAGAAAAUGAUUCCUCUCUUUGUCCUUGAGAGACAUAAGCAUUUGUUAUUAAUAUGAUUCCUCACAAUUAACCUUAUCCUUUUGGAUCCUGUGAAAUAUUAUGGAGCAAAAUCUGGAGUGUUUCCUGGAGUGUUUCCAGGGGUGUAGUUAGUGUAUUUUUUUCAGGAAAAGUGUCCCCAUUUGUCUCCAUCCUUAGAUGUAUAUAUAUGUAAUCAGUGUGUAGUGAAUCAAUAAGAGAAAUAUACAACAUACUCUUAUUUCA
Messenger RNA from Ipomoea triloba (trilobed morning glory), 1354 nucleotides. RefSeq names its product exosome complex component RRP41-like. The record is from RefSeq and is a predicted model, not a curated record. Gene Ontology annotation, cellular component: nucleolus; cytoplasmic exosome (RNase complex); nuclear exosome (RNase complex). NCBI's taxonomy places the organism in Eukaryota, Viridiplantae, Streptophyta, Magnoliopsida, Solanales, Convolvulaceae. The coding region runs from base 99 to 866 and encodes 255 amino acids. Gene Ontology annotation, biological process: U4 snRNA 3'-end processing; poly(A)-dependent snoRNA 3'-end processing; nuclear mRNA surveillance. The transcript has 7 exons.